UAUUGUGAAAAAUAUUUCAUACUUAUCAAUAACAAAAUAACUGAUAAUUUUCAUAUUAUAUGGAUCGAAUAGCAGUACUAGAAUAAUUUCCCCUUUUUUAACACAUAUUAGGUCAAAAAGAUCUUGCUGUUGGUAUCAAUCAGAGGAAGUUACAGGAUGAAUCGUCUGUGAAAAAAUUAAAAUGGUUAACAGAACUCAAUCAUAAAUUUUCCCAUGAAUGCUUAAAUUAAACUAUGUAGGCAUAUCAAAUAGAUUCAUAAUAAUUAGAUUUUGAAAUGGCACAACCUGAGGAAAAUAUUGAAACACAAGACGAAGCUAACAAUCUUCUACAAAAUGGUAUUUUAGUGGAAACAGACUCUGGAUUAUUAUGUGUUCCAUUGAAUGAAGCUUUACUGACAGAUUUGAAUUUAUCAGUUGAAGAACUACAUGAUGUUGCUUCUCAGUUAAUUUUACAAGAAGAUAAUAAGUUAACUGGAACUAACUAUCGAGAAAGAAUACACUUAAGGACUUUCAAUUUUAAUUUCGACAGUGAUGGCUUUUCAAGUGAAUGUAGUGAUAUCAGCAGUUGUUCCACUCCUAAUACACAGCCAAUUUUUACCCUCACUUCAGUAGCAAAUGAUACAAAAUUAGCUUUGAAGCAGAAUAUUCAUAGAACUGAAGAGGACACUGAUAAUAAUUAUAAAUCAGUAACCGUGAUUCCCAGUAUUCUAUCUCAUAAAUCAGUUACCAAGGAUACCAAAAUUUCAAAACUUGAAGCAAAUAUAGUUCCAGCACACUCUUCAUCUGAUAUAAGUGCAAACUCUAAUGUAUCUGAUUCUGACACAAGUGUAGCUAAUUUCCCUAGUCCAUCAUUGAUUGUCCCUUUCAAUAAGAACAAAAAUAUUUCUCUUACCAAUAAUGAAAUUAAAGCUGGAUCCCCUCCUAAGAGGAGGGGAGGUUGGCCAAAAGGGAGGAAGAGGAAACCAGAGCUUUUGAAUCUACCUCCUAAAGCACCAGCAACUGGAUAUAAUUUAUAUCUUAAUGAACAAAGGAAAUUAUACAAAGAUAGUACACUGGCCUUUCACGAAAUAACCAAAAUAAUUGGUAACAAAUGGUCAAGUUUAACUCUUGAAGAAAAAAAACCAUAUCUUGCAAAAGCUGAAGAAGAUAAGAAAAGAUAUCGUGAAGAGCUUCAUAAAUAUAGGCAGUCAGAUGCUUACAGAGCUUAUUUGAAUAAAAAAAGGAAGAAUAGAUUACAAAAUAACAUACUUUCAGAAAGUGAUAUGGAUGCAACUGAUGAAGUAGAUGAGGAAGAUAAUGAGGAACUAUAUUGCCGUACCUGUGAUCAAUGGUUUCAUAACCUGCAUAAUAAAAGAGAACAUUUGCAAGGAAGACAGCAUACUCAAUCAGUUGCUGGGGAUAUGAAAAAGGAACUGGGUACUGCAAUUAGUUGUACUUCUCAAAGUGGUGAACAGAGUACUGGACAGAGUAAAAAGAUUGAGCAGGAAAGUGGUUCUGUCAAUGAUUCUAUAAGUCAGCUUCUAACUAUAGUGUCAAAAAGGGAAAUAGAGAUCAAAUCUCUUAAGUGCCGUCUUGAAGAGUCAAGGCUAUCACAAGAAGCAAUAUGGCAACAGUUGUGUUCCCUCACAGAGCGUGAAUCAAAACUCAGAAAAGAUCUCCAGGUUUUGGAGAAUAAGGAAAAAGAUAUUAAAAAUCAAAUUGUGGAAUUGUGGAAAGUGCCAAGUUUAUUUCUUGUCAAUGACGUAACUGCAGCUGUGACUGAAGAAUACAGUGAAGAGAAUUGAAUAUUUUUUUAUUGUUUAAUUUUUUCAACAAAAUUGAUACAGUAUUUAUGAAUUGUUGGUUUUGUGUAAUAAAAUAUUUAUAUUGA
Molecule: messenger RNA, 1870 nt
Organism: Harmonia axyridis
Lineage: Eukaryota; Metazoa; Arthropoda; Insecta; Coleoptera; Coccinellidae
Exons: 4
Coding region: 276-1784 (502 amino acids)
Biological process (GO): regulation of gene expression
Cellular component (GO): nucleus
Source: RefSeq, a predicted model, not a curated record